Ochotona curzoniae (black-lipped pika) is the source of this 4192-nucleotide messenger RNA. It is a transcript of the gene TIMELESS, whose product is annotated as timeless circadian regulator. Bases 140 to 3790 code for a protein of 1216 amino acids. NCBI's taxonomy places the organism in Eukaryota, Metazoa, Chordata, Mammalia, Lagomorpha, Ochotonidae. The transcript is spliced from 29 exons. The record is from RefSeq and is a predicted model, not a curated record. Gene Ontology annotation, biological process: replication fork arrest; DNA replication checkpoint signaling; DNA repair. Gene Ontology annotation, molecular function: DNA binding. Gene Ontology annotation, cellular component: replication fork protection complex.
CCGAGCCGGUGGCGGGAAAUGCUGCAGGCCGGAGUGUGAGGGCUGCAGGUUCCUCGGGCCCCCGAAGACCGGCAGGGAGGGGGCCUUACAGUUUCCGUCUCCCCCUUCUCUACUUCCCUCUUGGCUGGUCCUCUGAUGUAUGGACUUGUACAUGAUGAACUGCGAACUUUUAGCCACAUGUAGUGCCCUAGGGUACCUGGAGGGAGACACUUACCACAAAGAACCAGACUGCUUAGAGAGUGUGAAAGAUUUGAUCCGUUACUUGAGGCAUGAGGAUGAGACGCGGGAUGUACGGCAGCAGCUGGGGGCGGCCCAGAUCCUGCAGAGUGACCUGCUGCCCAUCCUCACCCAGCACCGCCAGGACAAGCCUCUCUUCGAUGCUGUCAUCAGACUGAUGGUGAACUUGACACAGCCAGCCUUGUUGUGCUUUGGCAGUGUGCCUAAGGAGCCCAGCUUUCGGCAUCACUUUCUGCAAGUACUGACUUACCUACAGGCCUACAAAGAGGCCUUUGCCAGUGAGAAGACUUUUGGGGUCCUCAGUGAAACCUUGUAUGAGCUGCUGCAGCUGGGCUGGGAGGAACGGCAGGAGGAAGACAACCUGCUGAUUGAGCGGAUUCUGCUGCUAGUCAGAAAUAUCCUACAUGUCCCAGCUGACCUCGAUCAGCAGAAGAGCAUCGACGACGACGCCAGUGUCCAUGACCAGCUUCUCUGGGCAGUGCACCUGAGUGGCCUGGAUGACCUGCUCCUCUUCCUGGCCAGCUCGCCUGCUGAGCAGCAAUGGAGCCUGCAUGUGCUAGAAAUUAUCUCCCUCAUGUUUCGGGAGCAGAACCCCGAGCAGCUGGCCAGAUCAGGGCAGGGUCGUCUGGCUCAGGAGCGGAGCAGGGAGGUAGUGGAAUUGGAAGUGCUGCGGCAGCGAGAAAUGGCAGAGAAGAAGACUCGAGCCCUCCAGCGGGGCAACAGACAUUCCCGGUUUGGAGGUUCCUAUGUUGUCCAGGGCCUGAAGUCCAUUGGGGAGCGAGACCUCGUCUUUCACAAAGGUCUUCAGAAGCUGCAAAACUACACCUCUGACUUGGGGAAGCAGCCACGGAGGGUGCCGAAGCGGCGCCAGGCCGCCCAGGAGCUGUCUGUCCAGCGACGCUCGGCCCUCAACGUGCGGCUGUUCCUCCGAGACUUCUGCUCCGAGUUCUUGGAAAACUGUUACAACCGGCUCAUGGGCUCUGUGAAGGAUCACCUGCUCCGGGAGAAAGCUCAGCAGCAUGAUGAAACCUACUACAUGUGGGCCUUGGCUUUCUUCAUGGCCUUCAACCGAGCUGCCUCCUUCCGGCCAGGGCUGGUGUCUGAAACACUUAGUGUGCGCACCUUCCACUUUAUUGAGCAGAACCUUACCAACUACUAUGAGAUGAUGCUGACCGACCGCAAGGAAGCUGCCUCCUGGGCACGCCGGAUGCACUUGGCUCUCAAGGCCUAUCAGGAGCUGCUGGCCACAGUGAAUGAGAUGGACAUGUCCCCAGAGGAGGCUGUGAGGGAGAGCAGCCGUAUCAUCAAGAACAACAUUUUCUACGUGAUGGAGUACCGAGAGCUGUUUCUGGCACUCUUCCGGAAGUUUGAUGAGAGGUGGCAGCCCCGCUCAUACCUCCGGGACCUGGUGGAAACUACCCACCUCUUCCUUAAGAUGUUGGAGCGGUUCUGUCGGAACCGUGGGAACCUGAUUGUGCAGAACAAACGGAAGAAGAGAAAGAAGAAGAAGAAAGCCCCAGAUCAGGCUGCUGCUUCUGGUCAUGCCCCAAGUAGCCCAGGGGAGCUGGAAGCCGCGUGGCCAGCCCUGGUUGAGCAGUUACAAUGCUGUGUCCAGAAAUCUGAGCUCAGUGUGGACUCCGUGGUUCCCUUUGAUGCGGCCUCAGAGGUGCCUGUGGAAGAGCAGCGGGCAGAAGCCAUGGUGCGGGUCCAAGACUGCCUCUUGGCUGGCCAGGCACCGCAGGCUCUGACCCUCCUGAGGUCGGCCCGGGAGGUGUGGCCAGAAGGAGAUGUGUUCGGCUCUCCAGACAUUUCCCCAGAGGAGGAAAUCCAGCUGCUGAAAGAAAUCCUCUACGCCCCGCUGCCCCGGCAGCCAGGGGGAGAGGAACAUGGGCCAGAGGAAGAAGAGGAGGAAGAGGAGAUGGAGGAAGAGGAAGAGUUGCAAGAGGUCCAGGUGUCUGAGAAAGAAUUUAACUUCAUGGACUACCUGAAACGCUUCGCCUGUUCCACCGUCGUGCGAGCCUAUGUGUUGCUGCUGCGGAGCUACCAGCAGAACAGUGCCCACACGAACCACUGUGCCGUCAAGAUGCUGCACCGGCUGGCCCAUGACCUCAAGAUGGAAGCCCUGCUCUUCCAACUCUCAAUCUUCUGCCUCUUCAAUCGCCUGCUCAGUGACCCUGCUGCUGAAGCCUACAAAGAGCUGGUGACUUUUGCCAAGUACAUCGUGGGCAAGUUCUUCGCAUUGGCCGCCAUCAACCAGAAAGCCUUUGUGGAGCUGCUGUUCUGGAAGAACACAGCCGUGGUGCGAGAGAUGACAGAGGGCUAUGGCUCCCUGGACAGUGGGACAUCCAGUCGCCGGGCACCUGUAUGGAGCCCUGAGGAGGAAGCCCAGCUUCAGGAACUGUACCUUGCCCACAAGGAUGUGGAAGGGGAGGACGUGGUGGAAGCCAUCCUGGCACGCCUGAAAUCUGUGCCUCGCACGCGCAAGCAGGUCAUCCAUCACCUGGUACGGCUAGGGCUGGCCGACAGCAUCAAGGACUUCCAGAGGAAAGGGACACGCAUUGUGCUGUGGACGGAGGACCAGGAGCUGGAGCUGCGGCGGCUUUUUGAGGAGUUUCAGGACUCGGAUGACAUCCUGGGUCACAUCAUGAAGAACAUCACAGCCAAACGCUCCCGGGCCCGAAUUGUGGAUAAACUGCUGGCACUGGGGCUGGUGGCUGAGCGGCGGGAACUGUACAAGAAACGGCGCAAGAAAGCAGCCCCCUCUGGCCUGCCCAACGGGGGUACUUCCCCGAAAGAUUUGUCCCAGGAAGACCUAGAAGAGGAGGAGGAGGAAAAUCUGCCAGAGGAGGAGAGUGACGGAGAUGAGGAGACAGGGGAGGACUGGGAAGGUGGCCAGAUCCAGGGGAGCUCAGAGUCUCUGGCCGAGAGCCUGGGUCGAGGACUGCGUCAGGAAGGCUUCUCUGCCCCCAUCUUGUGGCUCCAGAGCUGUCUAAGCCGAGCAGCAGACGACAGGGAGGAAGAUGGCUGCUCCCAGGCAGUCCCAUUGGUGCCACUGACUGAAGAAAAUGAGGAAGCGAUGGAAAGUGAACAGUUUCAGCGACUGUUGCGCAAGCUCGGGAUUCGGCCGCCAGCAUCGGGGCAGGAAACUUUCUGGAGAAUUCCAGCCAAGAUGAGUCCCACCCAGCUGCGGCGAGCAGCCGCUUCUUUGAGUCAACUAGAGGCAGAGGAGGAGAAGCUGCAACCAGAGGGAACCCCUACGGGCCCUGGGGAGCGAGCCCCGGUGGAGGAGCAGCAGAGGGCGCCCCGAGCUGAGCCCCUGCAGGCCCUCAUGGUGGCCCGCAAACAGAAAGCUGGACCGGCAGCACCAGAGGAGGACGGGACUGAUGAGGAAAAAGAGCACCUGACAGUAGCACCCACAAAACGACACCUCCUGGACAGUGACGAGGAAGAGGAGGGAGGUAAGGAGGGACGCAGAGCACCAGAAGUGGGAGCUCCAAGAAGCCUUCACAAGAAGAAACGGUUCCAGAUUGAAGAUGAAGAUGAGGAUGACUGAGCCAGAGGCUUCAGGACAACAGUAGCCCAAUUGGCUGUGGUGAAUUUAAAUCCCGAUGCCGCUUACAGACAGAAGCAGUAGAGUCCUGGGCUCUGUCGUGGUCUUAGGGCCCGAGGCCUUUAGGCAAUGGUGUCGGACUCCUCUGCAGUGGUCCUGCCUCUCCCACUGUCACAAUGCGCCCACCAGCAAUCUAGAGGCUCAGUCCUCUCUUCUCAGAUUCAUCCACUUUGGCUAUUAGAGACCCUUGGCCAAUGAGAGAAGAGAGUGAAUUGCAGGGGGUCCUGCUCUGUGAGGAUUUCUGCUUGGAGCCUGUUGGUAUCCCCAGCCAGGGGAGGUGCCCAGCAUGGUCGGUGGGGGUGUCACCGCAUACCCCUGUCCUCUUGUCUUUCCUGUCAUCACCCA